CUCUCCUCCUACUACUUUCUUUCUCCCUUCAAUUACCGUCAGGUAAACGCAUUCCUUCGUUUUUUCAUAACGUCGGUUCCUCGCGUCCGACUCAUGCUUUUCGUGCGUGCUAACACCAUUUUUUUGACUUAAAUAGUUGGACCUUUGCAAGUGUCCUGUCACUCGUUGAUCACGAACACCUCGUCUUCACCCCCGCUCUCUCCACAUCUGCAUUCUUUUUCUCCUAUUUACACAUUAUUCAACAUGUUCUCCACAUUUGCAACACUCGUCCUGUCCCUCAUUGCUACGUCUGUAGUGUCUGCGCUCGUCGUUCCUCGCGCGACUGCCCCUCAAGGCUGGGACACCUCAGCUCUUGAGCCCUAUGACACCUACCACUGUAGAUAUGUCGCACUCCAGUGCCAAACCCAGCACAACACGGAAUUCUUUUCUGACUGCUGCCACCCCCUCGCGGCCGGCGAGAGCGCUAGCGCUCUCCCCGCUCAGUGCCAGAUGCCCUCUGGUGACUCCUGCAGCAAUGGUGAACUUGUAUCGAAUGAUGAUGGCUGUGAUGAUGGUCCCUCAUCGACUCCAACAGCUUCUCCUGCAUCCUCCACCCCCGUGCAGCCUGCCCCUCUGCCCACUACGAGCAACACCCCCAUCGCUGUCCCUGCUCCGACUACUACCUCGGAGGCAGUCUCGACGACCGCGCCAUCCACUGGUUCUAGCGACAGCAGUCUGAACUAUGGCGGAUAUGCAACUUACUUCUACCAGGAAGGCAACCCAGGCGCAUGUGGAACAGUCCACUCUGAUUCUGACUUCAUCUGCGCUAUGGAUCAAUCUCGUUACGGCAACUCUGGCAAUGCUUCCCCCCUUUGUGGUCAACAGGUCCAAAUCACCAAUCAGAUCAACGGCAACACCGUUGUGGUUACGAUUGCUGAUGACUGCCCGACUUGUCAGAACGAGAACUCCAUCGACCUUUCUGUUGCUGCCUUCCAAGCUCUAGACAACCUCUCCGUUGGCGACCUUCCCAUUACCUGGAAGUUCCUUAAUUAGUUGUCCCUUAGCAGACACUGUGUGCCUCUUCCAUCGUUCACUGUUUUCAUUCCUUUGCCGCAUUGAUGCGUUAUUUGGUUUGACGGGCUAGUCCCGUUGGAGCAUGGUAGCUGGCGUUGGCGUUCAGGACAUUAACGACCCUGGUGGCUCUUGGUUUCCACACCGACGAUCAAAUGCCCAUUCCCUCCACUGGCAACACAUUCAUUGUUCGCUCUUGUUUAUAUGGCUUUACAAUCACUCGGAAUCACGCAUACUCAUGAAUUUCUUUUGUUAUCGGGUUUUUAUCAUAUUCAGGGCAUGCAAUAUGUUUCAUACAUUGUUGAUACGUUGAUAGCUGGCUAGUCACAGAUUGUUGGUCAUGUCAUAUUCACAUAGACGACGCAGUGCGUAAUAACAUAGAUAUUAAAUCAUUUGAUCGAUGUCA
This is a messenger RNA of Suillus discolor, 1456 nucleotides long. RefSeq names its product plant expansin. NCBI's taxonomy places the organism in Eukaryota, Fungi, Basidiomycota, Agaricomycetes, Boletales, Suillaceae. The coding region runs from base 244 to 1032 and encodes 262 amino acids. The record is from RefSeq and is a predicted model, not a curated record. The transcript has 5 exons.